This is a messenger RNA of Zootermopsis nevadensis, 1294 nucleotides long. RefSeq lists its product as uncharacterized. The record is from RefSeq and is a predicted model, not a curated record. NCBI's taxonomy places the organism in Eukaryota, Metazoa, Arthropoda, Insecta, Blattodea, Termopsidae.
GCAGCUGUUUGGCUAGUAACGAUAGUAACAAUUAGAAGUUUGUUCAGGAAAAUCUGUGUCUAGCAGUAAACCGUUAGUUUCGCAAUGAAAAUGGAAUCAAGAUUAAAAGUACCAAGGUCAACCAGUGAUUUCACUUCACCACGUACAGCAGAUCGUGUGCCUCCUCCAAGUACACGUGGGUCAGCUGCGAAAAAACAAGUGCAAGGAAUCCUCUCAACCAAAGACCAAAAGAACCCCCGGGUUCAGAAUAGAACUAAAAAUGUCCGCCAACCACACACAGAAAAGAUACAGCCUGUAUUUAAGUCAAAUGUGGGAGGUAACCUGAACAGAGUUGGCAACAGCAAAACACUUACUGAAAAGAAGAUAAAAUUUACUAUCAACCCAGAUUCACAAGCUACCACACAAAGGGGACAGAAUGCACAACCUUCUCCGCCGGACACUACACCAAAAAUGCCAUCUCAUACAGCAGAUGAAGAAGCAGAACCUGAGAUGAAUGAGAAGGAGUUGAAGUACUUAGAAACACAGUUCCGUACCAAAAAGAAGAUUUUGUAUGCCUCCAACAUCAAGUUUUCUAAUGAAAUGGAUGACGUGAAAAAAUUCCAUUCAAGCCUUGUUAAACUUCAUAAGAGAGUACUCAACUCAACAGGAAAUGAUUUAGGACCUAUAGAAGGAAUGAGAGUAGAUUAUUUCCGUCCUGGGAAUGCAGUACAGACCACUGCAGAUUUGCAACAUAGCAGCGAACAUCAGGAUGAAGGAGAAAUGGAAGGCAGCAUGAGUGCUGGUCUAAACUCUAAUGAGCUUGAGAAUAUAAGCCUGUCCCAGGAACUGCAGCCCAUCAUUGAGGAACUGCAGCCCAUCACUGCGGAACUGAAGAAUGAUCAGGAUGAAGACAGCAUGAUGAGACAUCAGAAGGAUGCUCUCCAUGACAAGCAAGAGUGGGGUUCCAAAGAUUGCGUUAAGGAUGAUUACAGUCAACUCCUUAAGCAGCAGCAAGCUGACAUCUCAGAUCAUCAUCAACAGUUGGUUGACCUGAAGGCAUCAGUACGUGAAGAUAAGGAUGAGUAUGUCCAAUUAUUUGAAAGGGUAAACAUAAGACAAGAUAAACAAGACAAUAAGAUCUCAACAUUGAAGACAAUGCUGGAAGAAACACUGAAUGAGCAUGCCAAGGAAAUAAAAAAGAUGGCAGCAGAAAUGGAUCAAAGUAGUAUGUCAUGCUCAUCUGCUGAAGGGAAGAAGAAAAAGAAGAAAAGUAAAAAGUAAAACUUAUUGAAGCAUAACAAGAAGAUUCCAAGCA